AUGACGACGUAUAUUACGUAUUCAUAUCGUCGUUGUGCGUCAACAAAUCGUCGUCGAUACGACACGCGACACGACACGACACGAAUCGAAUCGAAUCGAAUCGAAUGGCAAAUAGCCAGAGCCAGAUACAUCAGGAGGCAUGGCAUAACUACAAGUCACAGAAUCCCUACAAACCGUUCCGUACGGGACCAGGCGAUGGAUCCUGAGCUGAGCGUGUUCCUCGCCAACGUCAUUCACGAAACUUACGGACAUGACGACCGCAAGGGAAAGACACGACUGGAAAAGCUGUAA
Molecule: messenger RNA, 291 nt
Organism: Necator americanus (New World hookworm)
Lineage: Eukaryota; Metazoa; Nematoda; Chromadorea; Rhabditida; Ancylostomatidae
Exons: 4
Coding region: 1-291 (96 amino acids)
Source: RefSeq, a predicted model, not a curated record